Molecule: messenger RNA, 1716 nt
Organism: Verticillium nonalfalfae
Lineage: Eukaryota; Fungi; Ascomycota; Sordariomycetes; Glomerellales; Plectosphaerellaceae
Exons: 3
Coding region: 1-1716 (571 amino acids)
Biological process (GO): fatty acid metabolic process
Molecular function (GO): medium-chain fatty acid-CoA ligase activity
Source: RefSeq, a predicted model, not a curated record
AUGGCCUCCACCCUGCCGAAACUCCCCAUAUUUGAGGCCAUCGCAAGUCACGACCCCCAUUCAACAGCUGUCAUCCACUCAUUGUCUGGGAGGAGGUUUCAAUACGGCGAGCUCUUGGGAGAUGUUCGCAGAACACGCGAUGAACUACAGGCCGCAGCCGGGAAGCCGGCGCUGGAUGGCGAGCGCAUUGCUUUCCUUGUAGAGAAUAGCUAUGACUACGUAGUGACCCUGCUCGCCGCUCUCGCCACUCGAUCGAUAGCCGUACCUCUCUCGCCAGCUUUCCCUGCGGCCGAGCUCCAGUAUAUCCUCAACCAGAGCGAGGCCUCGCUACUCGUAUCAUCGCCCAAGUUUUCUGCCAAAGCGCGCGAUGUGCUCGCCACCGAACUGGCGUCAAAACCAGCGCAACUCGAACUGCAAAAGCACAUGGGAGGCGCUGCACAUGAGACAGUCCAGCUCGAAGGCUCCGACCCCGGCGAUGCUGGCAUGAUGCUAUAUACUUCUGGCACGACAAAUAGACCAAAAGGUGUUUUGCUUCCCCAGUCUGUCCUGACAGCGCAAUCGAAGUCUCUUAUCGAGGCCUGGGAGUACACCCCCCUGGAUCACCUGCUUCACGUCCUCCCUCUCCACCACAUCCACGGCACCAUUAACGCUCUCCUGACGCCCCUCUUUGCCGGCAGCACCAUCGAGUUUCUCUUCCCCUUCAACCCUGAUGCUGUCUGGAACCGGCUCGCCGCGCCCUUUACGAAUGCUUCCACGUCCCCCGCGAAGGAAAAGGUUACUUUCUUCACUGUUGUGCCCACCGUCUACUCCCGCCUCCUUGCCUCCCACAAGUCUCUCCCCGAAGCUUUCGUCGAGCCCACCCGCGAAGCCGUCUCCCCACAGAACAUGCGCCUUGCCAUAUCCGGCUCCGCCGCCCUGCCGACCCCGGUCAAGGAGGCCUGGCGCCGCCUUUCGCGCGGCAACGUCUUACUCGAGCGUUACGGCAUGACUGAGGUCGGCAUGGCCCUCUCCUGUGGCCUCGCCCCCGUUGACCGCGUCGACGCCUCCGUUGGCUGGCCGCUCCCCUCUGUCGAGGCCCGCCUCGUGGACACCGACACGGGCGCCGUGAUUCCCGAGGGCGACCGCGUCGAUGCCGAGGGCCGCGAACGCGCCGGCGAAAUCCAGCUGCGCGGACCGACCAUUUUCAAGGAAUAUUGGCGCAACCCUACCGCCACCGCCAAGGAGUUCGUCACCGACCCCGACGGCCGCGGGCCCUGGUUCAAGACGGGCGAUGUCGCCGUGCGACGGGCCGUCGAGGGCGCCGGCGGCGGCGCCGCGGACCAGCCCUGGGCAAAGGGGGACAUGUACUUUAUUCAGGGCCGUCAGAGUGCCGACAUCAUCAAGACGGGCGGCGAGAAGGUUAGCGCUCUCGAAGUCGAGCGUGAGCUGCUGACGCUGGACGUGGUUGCGGAGGCGGCUGUGGUCGCCGUCCCUUCUGGCAAGUGGGGGCAAAAAGUCGGCGCUGUCGUCAUCCUUGACAACGAGGCGCUGCCCGAGGGCAAGACGUGGUCGCCUAUGGACAUGAGACGGGCGUUGCGGGGACGACUGGCGAACUACAAGAUCCCGCAGGUCCUGAAGGUUGUGGACCACAUUCCCAGAAAUGCCAUGGGAAAAAUCAACAAGAAGGAACUGGUCAAGGAGGUGUUUGCAGACCAGUUCAGCGACAAUGAGGUGUAA